AAUUGCGCGAAACAAAUGCGCGAUAAAAAAGUGACGUUUUUGUGAAACAAAUUUUUUACCGGUUAUUUUGUGUCUUUUGUAUAAUUUUGUGUAGACAUAAAAACUGAUUAUUCUUUUCAACAGGUUUCACAGGUUUUAACGAUUUUCUCAAAUGUUCUCUAUACACAAAACAUUUACAAACUUCCUUAGAAAUGUCAUUUUACGUCGCGAUUCUAAGAGAAGAUUCACAGUUUGCGUCGAGGGUAAUAUAGGUAGUGGAAAAACGACAUUUUUAAAUAAUUUCAAAAUUUACAAUAACACUGCCGUUCUUCAGGAACCCGUUCAACUUUGGCGUAAUGUUGCUGGUGAAAAUUUAUUGGAACUAAUGUAUAAAGACACAGAACGUUACGCCUGUUUAUUCCAAUCUUAUGUGCAAUUAACAAUGGUACAAUUGCACAAAUUAAAUACUUCGCAACCUUAUAAAAUAAUGGAGAGAUCGGCAUACAGUGCACGACUUUUUAUAGAAAAUAUGAAACGAAAUAAAACACUGAAGGACGUUGAAUUAUACGUUUUGGAAGCAUGGUACAAUUGGUCCAUUGAAAAUUCCGAAAUUGAAACUGAUUUAAUUGUUUAUUUGAGAACUUCUCCGGAAGUUGUUUAUAAACGAAUGAGAGAACGAGCGCGAAAAGAGGAGGACUGUGUGUCUCUUGAUUAUUUACAACAAUUACACAAAAUUCACGACGAAUGGCUUUUGGAAAGAAAAAUAUUUUCACUACCAGCGCCUGUAAUUGUUUUGAAUGGCGAUAAAAAUUUAGAAGAAAUGAUAUCAGAAUUUAAUAUUUGUAAGGAGAAUAUUUAUAACAAACAAAUUUCUUAUAAGCCAACAGAAAAUCUUAAAUCCCAAAGGAUAAAAGAAGCGACAUGAUUUUACAUUUGAAAACAAAAAUAUCAAAUUUUCAAAUUAUUUUCAUUUUUAAAAUGAAUUUUUACUUAAUUUUUUUCUCGUACUUACUUUCACUUUUUCUACUGUUGACAGUUGGAAAAAAAAUGUUAUUUUGACAAAGAGUUAUUCUCUAAAAACUCAUCAGUAUUAUUAUCAGAGAAAAAAGAAGUCAAAAUUUUUUGACUUUAUACAAAUAUUUGUUGACGGAGUCAAAUAUUGACUUGAUAAUUUUUUUUUUUAUUUUUAAAUUUUUUUCACACUCAAUAUUAAGAAUAUAUUAACGAAUUUGGAAAGCAUCUUGUAAAUUACUGUAAAUAAUUUAAACAUUUAGAUUAUUGAAAAUGAUUGAAGAAAUAUACCAAAGAAUAUGUAAAUUCCGAAAAAAAAAUUUUUUUACAAAGGUUGAAUAAAAAAAAUUUUGUUGAAAUUUUCUUAAAAA
Leptopilina boulardi is the source of this 1361-nucleotide messenger RNA. It is a transcript of the gene dnk, whose product is annotated as deoxynucleoside kinase. The transcript has 4 exons. Gene Ontology annotation, cellular component: mitochondrion; cytoplasm. Gene Ontology annotation, molecular function: ATP binding; deoxynucleoside kinase activity. NCBI's taxonomy places the organism in Eukaryota, Metazoa, Arthropoda, Insecta, Hymenoptera, Figitidae. Bases 152 to 904 code for a protein of 250 amino acids. Gene Ontology annotation, biological process: nucleobase-containing compound metabolic process. The record is from RefSeq and is a predicted model, not a curated record.